Molecule: messenger RNA, 683 nt
Organism: Vanrija pseudolonga
Lineage: Eukaryota; Fungi; Basidiomycota; Tremellomycetes; Trichosporonales; Trichosporonaceae
Gene: PTRH2
Product: Peptidyl-tRNA hydrolase 2, mitochondrial
Exons: 3
Coding region: 1-663 (220 amino acids)
Cellular component (GO): mitochondrion; cytosol
Molecular function (GO): peptidyl-tRNA hydrolase activity
Source: RefSeq, a predicted model, not a curated record
AUGAGCCAGGUCAGAGACAGCGUCCAAGCCGCCCUCGCGCCCAUCCCUAUCGCGCUGACUGUGCUCGCCUUCGUGCUGGGGUACAAGGCGCGCGCGGUGCUCUCGCCCGUGGUCGUCAACGCGCCGUCGGGCAGCCGCGCGGCGUCAUCAAAGUCGAACGGCGGCGGCGGCAAGGGCAAGCGCUCCAACUCGCCAGUGCAGGCCCCCGCGCCGGAGGCGUACUCGGACGGCGCGACCGACUCGGACUCGGACGCCGACGACGAGGCGGCCGCCAACGCCGCCGACCUCAAGGCGGUCCGUCCGGGCGGGGACGAGAUCAAGCUUGUCUUGGUUGUGAACGACAGCCUCAAGAUGACCAAGGGCAAGAUUGGCGCGCAGUGCGGGCAUGCCACGCUCGCGUGUUACGAGACGCUUGCGCGGAGCAACCCCGCGCUCAUCUCAAAGUGGAAGAUGUACGGCCAGCCCAAGAUCGCCCUCCGCUGCGCCAACACGGAAGAGCUCGAGGCGCUCGCGCGCCAGGCACGCGCGCUCAACCUCUGCGCGAGGACGAUCCAGGACGCCGGCCGCACCCAGGUCGCGCCGGGGAGCAAGACUGUGCUCGGCGUCGGACCGGGCCCCGCGCGCUUGAUCAACCAGGUCACGGGCAAGCUCAAGCUUUUGUAGCGAUGCAUAAGUAGAUUGUG